GUCACUAUUGACUGUCAGUCUAUCAGUCAAAUUGUCAUUGCAAUUUUGGUAAAUGCAAUGGAUCGGACACCAAUUUUAAUUGAUUUUAUUAGUUAAUUAGAAUAUAUAAAAUAUUAUUUACAUUAGAUCGUUACAACCAUGAAAGAAAAAUGGAAUUUUAUUUUGUAUUUAGUAUGGUUCGCCUACUUGAUCCUGUCAGCGGUUCUCAUGUUCGGGCAUGGAUUCCUGUUGUCUCGUAAAACACUGAGUGAUGUGACUGAAUGUGUGCCGCUUGAUAACUUCGGAUGCGAUGGACACGAAAACUCUACUGUGAAGGGUUAUUGCGAUGAAGAAGAGAAAAUUCGACGUAUAGUGGCUGUGCCUGGCGGUCCGCUGGCCUGCGUUCCCAAGCAGUCCAGAGUGGUGUUUUUACUAGUUGAUGCACUUCGAUACGAUUUUACUGAGUAUGAUGAGAGUAUAGUGAAGCCAUUGCCUUAUCAGAAUCGUUUGCCAGUAAUGCGCGAGAUGUUGGACCGCUGGCCGGACCGCACGCGCCUCUACCGGUUCAUGGCAGAUCCGCCUACCACCACGCUCCAGCGUGUGAAGGCGCUCGCCACGGGAUCAUUGCCGACCUUUAUCGACGCAAGCUCGAAUUUCGCAGCCAUGGAGUUACAGGAAGACAAUAUAAUUGAUCAAGUGACAAGGAAUGGAGGACGGGCAGUAUUGCUUGGAGAUGAUACUUGGUCCCGUCUUCUACCAAAGCGCUGGUUGAGGUCACAUGCCAUGUACUCAUUCCAUACAUGGGACUUGGAUACUGUUGACAAUGAAGUUGAUGCUAAAAUAUAUGAUGAACUAAGAAGAGAUGACUGGAACCUGUUGGUGGCUCAUUACCUUGGAGUAGAUCAUGCAGGGCAUAGAUAUGGGCCUAACCACCCCGAGAUGACAAGGAAGCUGGAUGAAACUAAUACUCGGUUGAAAAAGGUCAUUUCUAUGUUGCCACCAGAUGUUCUUUUGUUUGUGGUUGGAGAUCAUGGGAUGACAGAAAAUGACUCACAUGAAUGGACAAAUUCAAAUGGUGACCAUGGAGGUGAAAGUAAAGCUGAACGCACGGCGGCGUUGUUCGCGUACCGAGGCGCGGGUUUGGCGGGAACUGGAGUGGAUUUAAUGAUAGGAAAAGAAGUGCAGCAAACUGAUCUAGCACCGACACUCAGUGCGGCGUUAGGGAGACCACCCCCAGCACCCUCACUAGGACAUCUUCUUUUACCUGUCCUGCCGCAAGCCAGCAAAAGCCAUACUCUGCUACAUAUUACCAACAAUUUAAAACAGAUAACGCAAUACAUGAUUCGCUAUGGCGAGGAAUCCCAGCAAGUGUCACUCGACCGACUUGCGCAUCUUAUCAACACGACAAGGGAACAAUUACACAAAGCCGCCUCCAUUGAAACUGACGACGACCUCAACAAUUACGCAGCGGACGUCAGAGCACUUGUCGACAAUGUACGAAAUGUUUUCCGAGAAGUCUGGGUCGAGUUUGAUUCGUUGUCUAUGCUUAGAGCUUUGUUACUUCUUCUUUUGGCCAUAUUUUUCAAUUGGUUGAUUACUGAGGGUAUUCCUAUGGAACGCCUUCCUAAUGUAUUCGCUAGUACUUUUGUCCCGACUGGGCUAAUAUCUAUGGCGGUUUGCAUCGGCGUGUGCUACACAGCAUUUUAUUUCAAGUUCCUAGAAGAUUUAGAACACGCUAUUAUUCUGAGUACUGGAUUAAUAUCAGCCAGUGUAACUUGCGUUUUAAUAAUCAUGCACUGGGAUGGGAUUGCACAGCGGUGGUAUGAGGGACGCUCACAGUUCUAUGAACGUUUCGCUCGAGCGGCUCUCGCGGCCUCCGCGGCAGUAUUGGUGUCGAACAGCUACAUUAUAGAAGAAGGCGCUACCCUCGCGUUUUUGUGUAUGACUGUGCUAGGCUUGAUGGCUUGGAAUAUAGGCAACUUUACCGCGUUGUUGUAUUGGAUUGCUUGUGGGGUAGCGUUUGCAGCUACUAGGUCGUAUCGCGGUUGUAGAGAGGAACAGGGAGAUUGUUGGACGGCUGGUGCGGGCGUACCGACGGGACAGUCGUCGCGACCAGCGUUAGUGCUGGGCAUGGGGACUGUGGCGGCUGUGGUAGCUAUAUGUAGGCGCCAUGUAGGCUGGCGGGGUUAUUGUACUGUAGUGGCGGGGUUGCUGGCCUGUUCUCACUGGGCGACAGGUUACGGAUCACUGGGGUCUCCCAGCCGUGCCAAGCUGUUGGCUCGGGCUGCGUGGUUAGUGCUGGCAGUGAUGCUAGCAUUGCUGUGGAAGCGCGAAGGCCGUGGCGCCACGCUACCUCUGAUGGCUGCUGGCCUCAUGCUGUUUGUCGCCAAUACCUUAGUUCUCGGCGUGUCAUACGCCCCUGCCGCUGUGCUAUCCUUAGUACUGGCAUGUUUAGCCCUCAACAUAGUUGCUAGACUGAAGAGCGAUGGGUCUACGAAAUUUUCUUUGGCAACUCGAUGCAAUUCAAGCGUGGCUUGUAUGUGGGCGUUACUGGCGUCGUACGCCUUCUACGGCACGGGUCAUCACGCGACACUGGGCCACGUGCGAUGGGCUCCUGCCUUCCAUGCCGGGGACCCCAACUAUCUGGACAUUGGACCUCCUAUUACCGCUUCUUUGGUCUCACUUGAAUUAUUCGGUACUAUGUUAGCUUUUGGCGCUGCAGUACCUCUCCUAGCGCUAUGGGGCCAGAAUGGAGCGGCCAAAGUAGGGCCUCGCACGCAGCUAGCCGCCGUCUUCUCCCUGUGCCUGAAAUUUAUGCUUUGCUUCGCUAUUAGGGUAUUUGCGUGUGCGAUCUCAGCAACGAUUCACUGCCGUCACCUAAUGAUUUGGGGUGUCUUUACACCGAAGUUGUUGUUCGAGGCGGGCGCCUGCGCCGCCGCCCUGGUCGGGACUGUGUUCGGGGCCACUCUAGUCGCCUGGCACCUUCCCACACAACACCGCUCUAGUUGACACAAACGGUUACAUUAGCUCGUAAUUUUAAAUUGACUGGAUCAAUGGGGGCCUCGUUUUCUUACAUAAACACUUAUAAACAUUAUUAUUCGUUGACACAAGAAAGUGAUUGUAUUAUACUUUCUGUACCUAUACAUUUUAAAAUGACUAGAAUAAUAAAGUUUUGCAAUUAGUACCUGAAUAAGUAUUCUAAAGACAAUUAGGUAGUAAUUGUUGUACUGUUGUAUACUUGCCUAAAUAUGGCAAGUUGUUAUAUAGUAAUUUAUUCACUAUACUUUUGCUUUAGUACUCAUAUUGUACUCAUUAUUUUUACCAGAAAAAAAGAAAUGUGUUUUGAAAAUCUACUGUGAUUUUGUGACCCAAAAAUAUGAGAUUCCUUUAGACUAUAAAAGGCAAUUUGAAAAUCAUAAAAAAUAAGACUAUUUUAGUAUUUUUUUCCUACAAGGCUGCAACCAAAUAUUUAUUUUACAUUAGGGACUGUCUUUACAUGAAAUUGUUGCUUUCUAAGAAAAAUCGAAAGCAUUUUAUGAUUUAUCUGCCAAAUUACUAUGUAAAUGUUGAUAGUAUAGUCAUUUAAAAUUAUGGUCAGAUUAUAUCUUGUCUGAGGCCCUCACAUUUUUUGCUUGGACAGACUGUUGUAUAUUAGAAUAUAAUUGUAUUGUUUCGGUUGAGAUUAUCGAGAUAUUAUAUAAUGCAUGAGAAUGUGAAAGACAUUUAUAAUGUUACAUUUUAUUGGAAUGUUUUACUGCGUGAGUUGUAAAGUUUUUUACCAAGUUACGGGUUUACUUUUGUGCUUAAUGGUUGUAUUAAUUUAAUCUUUUUAUACUUACGAUGACGUUAUGUCUAAAGCAUUUUAAUAUAAUAGAUAUUAAACAUGUAUUUUAAUAUAAUUUAAAUUAUUUGAACAAACACUGCCAUAGGCUGUUAGUUGUUAUUGAAGGUAAUGUUUAAAAUAUUGUUAUUUCAUUGAUUGUAUUAGAAAUUAACUUAAUGUAGAUUCAAACAAUCAGUAUUUGUUCUAGUUGACAUACACUAAAUUAUAGUUAUGUAUUAUAACUUAAAUCGCCAUAUUUGAAGGAUAGAGUAGUGAUUUACUAGUUAUUCUAUUGGCAUUAUGAUUUUCGGUUUUAAAUCACUAUGAUUUUUUUAUAUUAUGAUAAUAAUAAAGAUUUUUAGCACACAACCAUAUUUUAUUUUGUAAAUAAUAAAAUAAUGAUAUAUUAUAACAUUUAUUUUCUAGAAUACUAUGACUUUACUGUCAAUGUGUGGAGAAUAUAGUAACAAUAGAUACAAAUUAUAUCUUCAAACCCCAGAAUUAUAGAAUUGUGGUCACGUAACUGGCAACAGUUUAAAUUCAAGCUUGUGACAAAUAGCACCUUCACUCACCAAAGAUUAAUUUAGAAACGAAUAAUUGAACUGGAUAUAAAAUUCUUUGCACUGAGAUAGACACGCACAGUACUGGGCCAGUAAUGGGCAGAUCACGUGGCUGGUGCGGGCGGCUUGUAGGGGUUCAGCAGGUAUUCGGAGAACGCGUUCACAGCGGCGGCGCCUCGAACUUCUUUGUCCAGCAAAGGCAGUUUUGUAACGUGGAAGUCUUCAUACAAGUCUGCAAUCUGUUCUAGAUACUUCUCCUGCACUUUAUGUCUCGCCGCGCACAAGUCACACGGCGCCGACGAUCGCAGUAACAGCUGGUUGACGAUAAUGUUGUGUGUGUCAAUACCGCAUCGCGUCAACUCCUGAACUAGGCGCUCAGUCUCGUAAAGCGAAAGGAACUCGGCAAUACAGACACACACAAAUGUCGUUUGGUUUGGAUCUUUGAAUUGAGUGUUCACUUGUCUUAUAACAGAAAGCAUUUCAUCCAUUUUGUUGCUAAACAUGUCUGAAUUGAACUCUGCUAAGCCAAACAGAGUUGCUACUUGGUUGAUGAAUGGGGCAAC
Messenger RNA from Spodoptera exigua (beet armyworm), 4925 nucleotides. The record is from the annotation of a GenBank genome assembly. NCBI's taxonomy places the organism in Eukaryota, Metazoa, Arthropoda, Insecta, Lepidoptera, Noctuidae.